Glycine soja is the source of this 2369-nucleotide messenger RNA. Its product is annotated as lysine-specific demethylase JMJ706-like. The record is from RefSeq and is a predicted model, not a curated record. Bases 348 to 2117 code for a protein of 589 amino acids. Gene Ontology annotation, cellular component: nucleus. Lineage: Eukaryota; Viridiplantae; Streptophyta; Magnoliopsida; Fabales; Fabaceae. Gene Ontology annotation, molecular function: histone demethylase activity. The transcript has 10 exons. Gene Ontology annotation, biological process: chromatin remodeling.
AGGACAUAAAUAACGAAUUUCGUUCCUGGCAGUUACAACCCGGUUUGGAUUCAAAAUAUGUUGUUUCAGUUUCAUCAACUGUCCCUUCACAACCAAUUAAUUAACGUUUGUCCGCCAUCAAACGUAUACAUAACAUACUCAAUUCUUGGAUUCACACAAAUUCCAACAGCACACAAUUUUCAUUCAACCUUUUUGGGUUGUGUAGCAUGCAAGUAAAAGGUUGGAGGAAAGGGUGGAAGUUGGUGUCUCUGAAGAUGAAUUAGAUGCUAGUGAUGCUUGAUAUAUAAAAAAGAUCAAAUAAAAUUGGUGCACCAAAAGUUUCCAGAUGUGGAAGAAGAAGAACAACAAUGACCGGUAAAAGUCCAAUUACUCAACGGACAGCGAGACAUGGCUCACACAAACUGUGCAAAUUUGAUUUAUCGGAUCUAGAAUGGACAAAUAUGAUUCCAGAGUGUCCAACAUACCACCCAUCAGAGCAUGAGUUUGAGCAUCCUUUAGUUUAUCUGCAGAAGAUUGCUCAUGAGGCUUCUAAAUAUGGUAUAUGCAAAAUUGUUUCUCCAAUUGCAGCCUCUAACCCAGCUGCUUUUGUCUUAAUGAAAGAGAAAAAAAAUUUCAAGUUUGAAACAAAUGUACAGCCUCUUCGUCUUUCUAAAUGGAAUGAAAAGGAUAUAAUAACCUUUUCUAUGAGAGGCAGAAAAUAUACAUAUCAUGAUUUUGAGGUUCUUGCAAACAAGGCCUUUUUUAGUAGAUUUCACAGUUCUAGAGACCUUCCCUCUUCUUAUGUGGAAAAGGAAUUCUGGCAUGAGAUGGCUCAAGGAGAAAAAGGAACAGUUGAGUACGGAGUCAAUGUCGAAGGUAGUGCCUUUUCAUGUGAUCCUAAUGACAGGCUUGGAACAAGCAAAUGGAAUUUGAAGAAUUUUUCACAGCUUCCACAAUCCCUGAUACGUUUAGUUGACAGGGAAAUUCCCGGAAUAACUGAUCCUAUGCUUUACAUUGGGAUGCUGUUCAGUAUGUUUGCGUGGCAUGUUGAAGAUCAUUAUUUGUACAGCAUAAAUUAUCAUCACUCAGGUGCAAAUAAAACUUGGUAUGGCGUGCCUGGCUAUGCAGCAUCACAAUUUGAAAAGACGGUCUUACAACAUGUGUAUUGCAAUAAGAUCAUAACAAAACAUGGAGAGGAUGGAGCUUUCAAGUUUCUAGCACAAAAAACAACCAUGUUCCCACCAAAUGUCAUGUUACAACAUGAUGUGGCAGUUUACAAGGCUGUACAAAAGCCAGGAGAGUUUAUCAUCACCUUUCCUAGAGCAUAUCAUGCUGGAUUUAGCCAUGGUUUUAACUGUGGAGAAGCAGUAAACUUUGCAAAUGGAGAUUGGUUUCCACUUGGGGCUGCAGCUAGCAGGCGUUAUACACAUCUCAAAAUGAUGCCUUUAAUUCCAUAUGAGGAACUUCUUUGUAAAGAGGCAAUGUUGGUUUUCAAGUCCUCAAGAGUCAGAAGUUCCAAGAACAAACCUGAAGACACAACAUCUUAUCAAGCUAUUAUGCUGCCUUUCAUGCAUCUUAUGCAAUCUUAUAAGACCUCCCUCUUGCGACUGAACAGUUCAAGAAAGUUGCAUAGUUCUUCAAAUACAACAGGUUCUCAGAUAUGCAGCCUUUGCUACAGGGAUUGUUAUGUAGCUUAUUUGUUGUGCAAGUACUGCUUUUCUCAUCCAAUUUGUCUUUUCCACGACAUUGCACCACAGACUUGUUUAUGUGGGAGAGAUUAUACUAUUUUCAAAAGGAAUGACAUUUUCGCACUGGAAGAAGCUGCAAAAAGUUUUCAACAGGGAAAAGAAUGUGUUGACAAAUUCUCUCUAUCAAGUAUAUUCUCCUGUAACAUAAAUGAUUGCAUCAAAGUUCCUGAGAAUAAUCCUUGGCAGAGAGAAAAAAGUGUAAGAGGUACUAGUUUUCUAGGGGUUGCAUCUAAACCGAAAACAAAAGUGGCUGACAGCACCAAGCACAGUGAUGAAAGGAAUAAGUCAACAACGAAGCAUUGGAGAAACAAUGGGCUUCCAUCCGUGAGGGGUGCCGAAAGGCCAGGAAUCAUUUAUAACUUGAGAAAACGCAAAUCAAAAUUGAUUUAGUUGCAGCAGUAACUUCCUUGGGCAACUUCUAACAAUUGAGUCUGAAAAAAUAAAAUAAGAUAUUAACCUUCUUUUCUCAAUUCACAGGAUAGCCACUUAUCAAAUUGAGACAGAUUUCUCCUGAUUCAUCUGUUGAAAUAUACAUUAUUUAAAAGUAGUUUAACCUUUUCAUUCUUUUUAUAUAGUAUUAUUUCUGGAAUUUGUUAAGGGAAUGAACAAUAUGUUGAAAGUCUUUGUUCUCAAACAUAUUGU